CAAGGGUGCUGCCAUGAUUCGCUUGGAGGAUUUUGAUAUUUCUCCUGACACUGGCUUUCUUGGAAGUCAGCCCCAUCUCCAUCUCUCGGGAGAAUGGACAAUGUGGGAGGAUCUACUGGAGCAUGCCAUGGAACGAAAGCUCGUCCUGGGCGAGAGUGCUGCUUACUCCGAGGCAACGUUAACGGAGUCUGCUCGGUGGCGUAUGCGAGUCUGUGAGGCGCCUCUGUUGUCGGCUACCGUGCUAGACGGUUCACUUCCGGCUCUUAGACGUGCCCACCAUGUCCUAUCGUUCAUUCUACACUUUUACGUACACACCCUACCUCCCGAUCGUGCCAUCUGCAUACCACCGCCGUUGUCUGUUCCAUUGUCACACAUCUCUAACGUCCUUGAUCUGCCACCCGUGAUCACAUACUCUGAUUUAGUCUUGUACAACUGGACGACGGACCCUUCCACUGGCGAAAUUUACUUUCCUUCCGUAUUUUCUGGGCAGGGUGACGAGCAAGCCUUUUAUCGGGCAUCAGCUGUCAUUGAACUACGAGGCGUCGAAGCGCUAGACCUCAUUCGCCAAAUUUCAGACAAUAUUCUCGUCGGUGCCGUUGCCCAAAUUACCAAGGCACUAGUACGCAUGUCUGUUCUCAUAGAUGACUUUAAGAAGGUUCUUCUCGGUCUGCGGAAGGAUUGCAAUUCCGAAGUCUACUAUCAGCAGGUUCGGCCCUGGUUGCGAGGUGAAGAUUCGCCACCUAGAAAGUGGAUGUUCCAAGGAUUGCCAGGCGAUUCCAGCGAGAUGUUCAAGGAACUGUCAGGCCCAAGUGCGGGCCAAAGUACACUUAUUCAUGCACUGGAUAUAUUCUUUGGGAUAAAUAACCAUCUUGCGAAUGGAACUCGAUCGCUUUUUGGGAGGAUGCAGCGUUAUAUGCCCCGUGAGCACCGCCGCUUCCUGACUCGCCUAUCAUCUUCUCCUCGCUCUUUGAGAGGUUUCAUCAAAGAUUCAAGUGACCGAGAGCUACUGGAUGCCUACAACAAUGCAGUGUUGGCGCUGAAGGCAUUUCGGGAUGUGCACAUGGUCAUCGCGACACUGUAUAUCGUUGUUCCAGCCAAUAGGGUAGGGAGGAGUGUUUCCACAGAUAUUGAAUACAUAGGAACGGGUGGCACUGGGUUUGUACCAUUUCUGAAAGGAAUCAGAGACCGUACGGAGGAGAGUGUGCUGCAUUCAGAGUCAGUGUCAUGGUGAAUUGCUGUGUUGCUUAAAGAUGAGAG
This is a messenger RNA of Guyanagaster necrorhizus, 1257 nucleotides long. Its product is annotated as Indoleamine 2,3-dioxygenase. Gene Ontology annotation, cellular component: cytoplasm. NCBI's taxonomy places the organism in Eukaryota, Fungi, Basidiomycota, Agaricomycetes, Agaricales, Physalacriaceae. Bases 14 to 1231 code for a protein of 405 amino acids. The record is from RefSeq and is a predicted model, not a curated record. Gene Ontology annotation, biological process: 'de novo' NAD+ biosynthetic process from L-tryptophan. The transcript is spliced from 3 exons. Gene Ontology annotation, molecular function: heme binding; metal ion binding; indoleamine 2,3-dioxygenase activity.